AGUCACGUGAUCUUACAUCAUCCCACCUCCUUUCCCUGAAAUCUCUGGCCCGGAUGCGUCCCUCUUUCUCCACCCCGCCGAGCCUAAACUAGUGACGGGGAGGGAGACGGGAUAGUGUUUCUGUUUCGUGGUCUCUGAAUCCACAACCUCUAGUCUGAACACAGAGAACACAAAUUUGUCGAUUACUUCAGGAAGCCCAGGGGGAACCGCGCCCCGCUGAAGGGCUCGGGGAAGGCGCGCUCCCGCGUCCCGCCCCCUCCUCCCCCAGCACUCACACUGUGGUAGCGGCGGAGGGCGGAGGGAUCCGGAGGCGGCGGAGGGAGACGUCAUUGCAGGGUUGUUUGUCAGUCUCGGCGGCGGCGGCGGCGGCGGCGAUCCACAGUGAUUCGGCCGCCGCGCCGGGGGGUGGGGGGGCUGCGCGGGACUCUUUUUUUUCAGACUGACCGCGGGGCAGCUGCGGAGCAUGUCGACCCCGGCCCGGAGGAGGCUCAUGCGGGAUUUCAAGCGGUUACAAGAGGACCCACCUGUGGGUGUCAGUGGCGCACCAUCUGAAAACAACAUCAUGCAGUGGAAUGCAGUUAUAUUUGGACCAGAAGGGACACCUUUUGAAGAUGGUACUUUUAAACUAGUAAUAGAAUUUUCUGAAGAAUAUCCAAAUAAACCACCAACUGUUAGGUUUUUAUCCAAAAUGUUUCAUCCAAAUGUGUAUGCUGAUGGUAGCAUAUGUUUAGAUAUCCUUCAGAAUCGAUGGAGUCCAACAUAUGAUGUAUCUUCUAUCUUAACAUCAAUUCAGUCUCUGCUGGAUGAACCGAAUCCUAACAGUCCAGCCAAUAGCCAGGCAGCACAGCUUUAUCAGGAAAACAAACGAGAAUAUGAGAAAAGAGUUUCGGCCAUUGUUGAACAAAGCUGGAAUGAUUCAUAAUAGACAACUGGUCUGUUAAUCUUUUUCAUCAUUGUUGUGUAUAAUUUACCUCUCAGUAGAAAGGCUAACAAAUUUUAAGUGCCACAGGUUUUAAGGAUUCUGCAGAAAAAAAAGAAAAAAGUCCUUCAGUUUAGAACCUACAAAAGCUUGUGUAUCUUGAUUAAUGUACUUUUUAUUGCAUGGUGUGAACUAAGUUAUUGCUGCAUAAAUUUGUAAUAUAUCCUGUUUGUAUUUUUUUCCAAGUGUAUAAUGUUGGUGUGGAGUUUUCAUGACAGAAUAUACACAUUUUGUAAAUCUGUACUUUUUUCAAAUAUUGAAUGCCUUAUUUUUGAAUUCUUUAGAUUUUUAAAUUGGAGAAAAGCACUUAAAGUUUUUUAUAUAUGAAUAUUACAUGUAAAGCUGUUAAAAUACAUAACUUCAGUGCAAGAGACUUUGUCACUUAUUUCCUUAUGUGUGUAGGAGGGGUUAAUAAGUCUCUAGCUCUCCAUCUAUUGAUAGUUUCAUUUACAAUUUCAAAAGAACAUUCUUAUAUUUUAUCAAGGAAGUCUUCAAAUUUUAUUCUAAAUAGCGAUUAUAAUCUCCAACUUUAUUUUGAAUGUACCUCUAUUAGUUUCAAUUGAGUAAUUCUAGACAUAACUGGUUUGAUUCUGUCCAACUCUGUAUUUAGGCCAUUUGUUACAGUUUCUUCAUGCAUUACUUACUGUUAAAACUGUACCUUUUGCGAUUUCACAGUUGGCACUUCUGCCAUGAGCAGAGAACUGAUGCGACUUGUUUUGCUGCUUGGUAGCACUUUAAAAAAUUUUUUGAUUAAUGAAGAAAGUAAAACCAUAAACAUUUGCCAAAAAUUCAUGCCCCAGUAUUAGCAAUGAAUUAGUUGCAUUGGUUUGAGAAAGGCACAUAUUGGAGGGAAAUCUUGGUGUAACUUAAAUAUUUGAAAAUUACCUUUAAUGCAAUGCAUAUCUGUUUAUUCUGGGAAAUGUUUUAAUGCCAGGGCCUGCUGAGUUGCUUCUUCUUGUGGAGAUUUUUUUUUUUAAUCUCCUGAGUUGUAUAAAAGUUGUGCUGCAUCUUAGUUUACUGGAUAAAUUUAAAACACAGUAUUGUAGAAAGCUAAUACAAAACUAUCCUAUGCCUUCAAAUAGUAUAGAAAAUGGAAAAUAUACAAGUAAAUUCUGUUGAACCACC
Molecule: messenger RNA, 2104 nt
Organism: Pan troglodytes (chimpanzee)
Lineage: Eukaryota; Metazoa; Chordata; Mammalia; Primates; Hominidae
Gene: UBE2B
Product: ubiquitin conjugating enzyme E2 B
Exons: 6
Coding region: 464-922 (152 amino acids)
Source: RefSeq, a predicted model, not a curated record